AUGGUUCGAUUAGUUUUGAUCAUCUUCUUCGUCUACACAAUAAUCUUGUCGAUCGGCUCAAUCAACUGCAUAGACAAUAAUAAUCUGGUAACAAAUCAAGCUGCUUUGUUCGUGUUCGGAGAUUCUCUUUUUGAUGCCGGAAACAACAACUACAUCAAUACUGUCUCAAGUUUCCGGUCUAAUAUCUGGCCGUACGGUCAAACCAAUUUCAAGUUUCCCACCGGAAGAUUAUCCGAUGGACCCGAAAAGGCAUGGUUGCCGUCGAUCCCGCCAAAUCUACAACCAAACAACGGUAACAAUCAAUUUACCUAUGGAGUAAGUUUUGCUUCUGCUGGCGCCGGAGCUUUAGCCGAAUCCUUUCUUGGAAUGGUGAUAAAUUUGGGAACACAGUUAAACAACUUCAAAGAUGUUGAAAAGAGCUUGAGAUCUGAACUAGGAGAUGCAGAAACCAAAAGGGUUUUCUCAAGAGCUGUUUAUCUGUUUCAUAUCGGGGCCAACGACUAUUUUUAUCCUUUCUCUGCAAACUCCUCAACUUUCAAAUCCAACUCCAAAGAGAAAUUCGUCGAUUUUGUUAUCGGUAACAUUACAUUCGUUAUCGAGGAAGUGUAUAAAAUGGGAGGAAGAAAGUUUGGAUUUUUGAACGUGGGACCGUACGAAUGUUCACCAAAUUCAUUGAUAAGAGACCGAACAAAGAUAGGAUCUUGUUUCAAACCUGUCGCUGAGCUUAUCGACAUGCACAACAAGAAGUUUCCCGAUGUUUUAAGGCGGCUACAACGCCAAUUAUCGGGUUUUAGAUACGCCCUUCAUGACUAUCACACUUCUCUUUCCGAAAGAAUCAACAGUCCUUCAAAAUAUGGGUUCAAGGAAGGGAAGAAGGCAUGUUGUGGAAGCGGACCACUGAGAGGAAUCAAUACGUGUGGAAACAGAAUAGGACCGUCGCAAGGUUACGGCCUAUGCGAAAACGUUACCGAUUAUUUGUUCUAUGAUUCCUCUCAUUUGACGGAAAAGGCUCAUCGACAAAUCGCAGAGCUGAUUUGGAACGGGCCGCCUAAUGUCACUAGACCUUAUAAUCUCAAAGCUUUAUUUGAACUUAGGCUUACAUAA
Messenger RNA from Arabidopsis thaliana (thale cress), 1104 nucleotides. It is a transcript of the gene GLIP3, whose product is annotated as GDSL-motif lipase 3. Bases 1 to 1104 code for a protein of 367 amino acids. The record is from RefSeq and is marked reviewed. Gene Ontology annotation, biological process: lipid metabolic process. The transcript is spliced from 5 exons. Lineage: Eukaryota; Viridiplantae; Streptophyta; Magnoliopsida; Brassicales; Brassicaceae. Gene Ontology annotation, molecular function: hydrolase activity, acting on ester bonds; catalytic activity; lipase activity. Gene Ontology annotation, cellular component: extracellular region.